UCUAUAUAAGGAGAGAUGGUUAUCAGUUUCCGGCAACAACAUUCAAUGGCUAUCUUGGUAUCUCUUCUCUUCUUCCCCAUUUUUCUUCUAAUCCUCUUUGGAUUCAAUAGAGCUCAAUACAAAAAAUAUAAUUACCCACCUUCUCCAUUCAAGCUUCCGUUCAUCGGAAACCUCCACCAGAUGGGUUCCCUACCACACCUCUCUCUCCAAGCCUUAUCUAAAAAAUAUGGCCCACUAAUGCUUCUCCACGUGGGCAGAACCCCCACUCUCGUUGUUUCAACAGCUGAGAUGGCUGAAGAGGUCUUGAAAACCAACGAUCUUGUAUUUUCAAGCCGGCCAUCUUUCUAUGCAGCAAAGACACUUCUCUAUGAUUGCACUGACGUGUCCAUGGCAGCCUACGGUGAGUACUGGAGGCAAGUGAGGAAAAUCUGCGUCACCGAGCUUUUAAGUGUUAAGAGAGUGCAGUCAUUUGCGUUUAUUAGGAAAGAGGAAAUUGCGAAUAUUGUCAAGGAUAUUAGGGCUUCAUGUUCGAUCUCAGAUGUUAAUAUAACCAAGAUGUUUCUCACUCUAUCAAGCAGCAUUAUAUCAAGGGUUGCUUUCGGGAAGAAAUACAUAGAAGGAGAUAAUACUGGAAAGAAUACGUUUCCUGAUCUGGCUAGGGAACUGCCACUCCUCCUAGGAGCAUUCAGUGUGGGGGAUCUUUUCCCAUUGUUUGGAUAUUUGGAUGUUGUGACUGGCUUGGAUGCAAGAUUAAAGAGGAAUUUUCGAGGCUUGGAUAGUUUCUUUGAUCAAGUGAUCGAGGACCAUCUCAUUUACAAGACCGGAGAUGUAAACGACGAACACAAAGACUUUGUGGAUAUAUUGCUCCACGUUCAAAAGGAAACCACGACCGGCGUCCAAAUCUCCAAAGAUAACAUCAAAGCCAUUAUCUUGGACAUGUACGUUGGAGCGACUGGAACGACAGCAACCACCUUAGAAUGGGCCAUGACUGAGCUUAUUAAGAGUCCCAAAGCGCUGGUGAAAGCUCAAGCAGAGAUAAGAAGCGUGAUUGGGAGAAAAAUGAAAGUGGAAGAGAAGGACCUUCUUCAGAUGGACUACUUGAAAUACAUAAUUAAGGAGACUUUGCGACUUCACCCUCCUGCACCCCUAUUAAUUCCACAUGAAUCCACAUCAAGGGUGAUGCUAAAAGGCUAUGUUAUCCCUCCAAAAACAACUAUCUUGGUUAAUGCAUCUGCCAUUGGGAGGGACCCUACAUUAUGGGAAAAUGCUAAUGAGUUUCUCCCAGAGAGAUUUGUCAACAACCCAGUUGACUUCAAAGGAAAUGAUUUUCAAUUAAUUCCUUUCGGGGCAGGGAGGAGGAUUUGCCCUGGAAUUUCAUUUGUCAACCAUACUAUGGAGCUUGCUCUUGCCAAUCUUUUAUAUUGGUUUGAUUGGGAGUUUGCUGGGGAUGCAAAUAAGGAUAUCGACAUGAGUGAAGCUCCAGGGUUGGCUAUUCAUAAGAAAAUUCCUCUUCAUCUUAUUCCAACAUAUCAUUUUUUUUAAGUUGUUUAGACAUUUGCUGCUUACAAACUGGGUUAUCCUACUAGUUAUAGUGGCUAUGUUUGGCUAUGUUAUGUAAGAAGGAGUAUAUAGACAUGAGUGAAGCUUCCGGGUUGGCUACUCAUAAGAAAUGUUUUUCUUCAUUAUCUUUCGAUGUAUUGCUAUUUUAUGUAAGAAAAUAAGGAGGAUCUAGACAUGAGUGAAACUUCAUGGUUGGCUGCUAAUAAGAAAUUUUCUCUUCAUCUUUUUCCAAUAUAUCAUUUUUCUUAAGUUGUUCAGAAUUUACUCAAGUUGUUCAGACAUUCUGCUUACAAACUAGAGUUAUCCUAUUAGUUUUGUAGCUAGGUUAUAUAAUAGUCUUUAGUUUUGUU
Messenger RNA from Magnolia sinica, 1910 nucleotides. RefSeq names its product cytochrome P450 71A1-like. The record is from RefSeq and is a predicted model, not a curated record. The transcript is spliced from 2 exons. Bases 16 to 1542 code for a protein of 508 amino acids. Gene Ontology annotation, molecular function: heme binding; iron ion binding; oxidoreductase activity, acting on paired donors, with incorporation or reduction of molecular oxygen. Lineage: Eukaryota; Viridiplantae; Streptophyta; Magnoliopsida; Magnoliales; Magnoliaceae.